Messenger RNA from Recurvomyces mirabilis, 486 nucleotides. RefSeq lists its product as uncharacterized. The record is from RefSeq and is a predicted model, not a curated record. Bases 1 to 486 code for a protein of 161 amino acids. NCBI's taxonomy places the organism in Eukaryota, Fungi, Ascomycota, Dothideomycetes, Mycosphaerellales, Teratosphaeriaceae. The transcript has 2 exons.
AUGGCGACGGCGGCGAAUACUACUAGGGCAAAGAACAAAAGCCGCAGUCCCGAAUCCUACCAUUCCCUCGCCCGACGCAACGAGGCGGCGGAGAUCCUGCAGAGUUACGAGAUGCUUUCCUGGUGGUCGUUUGCUCGAUGCGAAUCCCUCACCCAAACCCGCCUGCACUUCCAAAACAUCAUUGCCGGCUUCACGGACGAAGACGAGGCUUCUUUCGUCCAUUGGCGGGUCGAUCACUCGCCUCAUCCUGCCAAACAGGCGGCGCUGGUUGCGUCACGAAAGGGGAAGGAGAGGAUGAGUGCUGGGGUUGCGGGGGAUGGAGCUGGAUCUGAAGCUUCUGGACGACCUUCUGAUUUCGAUGCUGCUCCGGCUGGACGGCUGGUAGGGGGCGGUAGCCCGAGGAGUCGGGAGGCUGGGGUUGCGAAUGGGGCUGCUAAUGGGAGUCCGGCUGGCUCUGGUGGGAAGAAGAAGAGGAGGGCGGGAUGA